AUGAAUAGCACUGAAACUACUCUCUUCUUGAUUGAAAAGGGGGCCGACAUUAAUCAAAGAUCAGAUGAUGGUAAAGCUCCAUUUUUAUCGGCCUGUUAUGCUGAUGAUUUUGUUCUUGUCAAGAUAUUCAUUGAACUCGGUGUUGAUGCAAAUUCAAAGGACGAAAAAGGAGCUAACGGAUUGAUGAGGAAUUUCGCUUGUAAUGAAUUUUAA
Trichomonas vaginalis G3 is the source of this 213-nucleotide messenger RNA. Its product is annotated as spectrin binding. The record is from RefSeq and is a predicted model, not a curated record. Gene Ontology annotation, molecular function: protein binding. NCBI's taxonomy places the organism in Eukaryota, Parabasalia, Trichomonadida, Trichomonadidae. Bases 1 to 213 code for a protein of 70 amino acids. The transcript has a single exon.